GUAGUUUUAUAUGCAUGGAAGAAAAGCCUAAAUCAGAUGCAUAGUGCAUGCAUGAAAAACUAGGAUAAAUGUCAUUACAGAGAAGUGAACAGCGACAACAGAAAAACUGACUUUUGAGCCAUUUUAAGUUCGGGUGUACUUCCUGCCCUAUAUCUGCAGGCGAAAGGUAUUAACUUGUUACCUGAAUAUUGACUCAGUUGUUCUUCAGUCUGUGCAAGUCCUAAGUAAAAUGGCAUUACCGUAUGCGCAAGUGGACUAACGUUUGAUUACUACUUUUUCUCAUUAGCCAGUAAUCAAAUACUAUUGUUUUUGUGCACUUAUUGCCUAAGUUGGGAUCAAAUCAGCGAACAAGAUAAGUCGAACUGCCCCUGGCUGCUGCCUUUGGCAAUGUUUGGGCAUACUUAACUUCACUAGGGGUACAGAAAGAAUAAUUGUCCCAGUUAUGAAACCGUGUUCCUUGAACGAAACUGUUUGGGAGCUGAACUUUCCAGCUAACAACACCUCUACCCCAUCGCUUAGCCUCAGAUCAAGUCAGGUUGCCACAUCGGCUACAAUGUUCUCAUUUGGGGUCAUUGGAAACCUCAUUGCUAUAGUGGUCCUUUGUACAUCUAAGAAGGAACAAAAGGAAACGACAUUCUAUACCCUGAUCUGCGGAUUAGCCAUCACGGACCUUUUGGGGACAUGCUUCACUAGCCCAGUUGUUAUUGCUACCUAUAUAGCCAACAGGUGGCCAGGAGGACAGCUUCUAUGCCAGUUCUUCUCUUUCUCUAUGCUCUUCUUUGGUUCUGCCGGUAUGACCAUUCUUUGUGCAAUGGCUAUUGAGCGUUAUUUGGCCAUCAACCACGCCUACUUUUACUCGCACCAUGUGGACCGAACACUAGCCAGACUUUCACUUUUGGGAGCUUACUUUUUCAACUUGGUACUUUGUAUAAUGCCCAGCUUCGGAAUUGGGAGACAUGUGCGGCAUUUUCCUGGCACGUGGUGUUUUUUGGACUGGAGAGCCACAGAUUCAGUUUCAGCAUCCUAUUCUUAUCUGUAUGGCAGUUUUAUGCUCAUCCUCAUUGCUGUGACAGUGUUUUGCAACCUAGCAGUUUGUGGCUCUCUAGUGCAGAUGAGCCAGAGGACGCAGCUAGUACGUGCCGAAGGGUCCAGACAAGGCACCUCACGGUGUGUCCGCCGCUUUCCCCGGCUUACAUCAGGUACUUCACCAGCAGAGAUUCAGAUGUUCUGGUUGUUGAUAUUCAUGACAAUUGUGUUCCUCGUAUGUUCUAUUCCUUUGGUGGUUCGCAUUUUUAUAAAUCAGCUUUAUGGUCCUAUGCAGAUACAAGCAGGGGAGAAGAUAGACUUUCGGGGUGAUCUUCUAGCAAUCCGCUUUGCUUCCUUCAAUCCCAUCCUUGACCCAUGGGUCUACAUUCUAUGCAGGAAGAACCUUCUGAUCAAAGGCUGUGAGAGAGUAAAACGCACAGUAGGCAUCAUGAAAGAUGGGCACAAUAGGAAAGUGGGGUGGGUGACUGGACAGCAGACUCCCCCUUCCUAUGCUAAUAGUGUAACCACCAGUUAUGCCUCCUUACGGAUUCGAGAUGAAACUAAAGAACUCCAGAAGGAAUUUAAUAGCAGAACUAAGUCAUUUACUGACUUUUCAAAACAUUUUCCAUGGGAAGUAGAAGGACAGGCAGCCAGUUUCCAUCCCUUCAGUGUACCCCAGGAUAGCCCUGCAGGGCUUGCUAAAACUCCUCUGGCUACCCACCAGCAGACAAAAGCUAUAAUGUGCACUAUAAUGCAGGACACACCAACAAGAGGACAUCAGGCAUCUAUAUCACAUUUAUCAGGCCAAGAGAGGAAUGAAAAGCCAUUUGAUGUGGUUAGCUCCUCCCUGGACACAUCUUCUUCAAGUGCCUUGGAAAAAUGCAUUUGAUUUUGAGUCAUUUUUUGCACAGCUUUGAUGCAUGUGGUGUAUUUCAUUAAUUUAAACUUUAACAAAUCAAAUGUUUACAACAAAAGUUUUUGCUGCAAAUCUACUGAUAAAAUAAGUAUUUUAUCUCCUGAAGUACUUGAACUGCCUUCUAGCCUUAAAAUGUGAUCUGCUGGAAAUUUAGAAAAAAAAAAGAAUGUUUUCUGGGUUACUCACCUAAUGCACAAGAAAAUACUAGAGACAAUAUUAAAUAAUGACGUCUGUAAAAAGUCCAGCUUAACAUGUCCAAUGUUCCUUUAGUUUGUCUGUAAGGGCAUACAUCAACACUGGGUAAGGCUGAGAGACCUGAAAUUAGGUUUUUCCAGGGCAGAAUUAUAUGAAUAAGUACGACUUUUGAAUCCAUAAACAGAGGCAGGAUCUAUUUGGUUCCAAAGAGUUGCCACUGCAUGGGACAGUUCACAUGGAAAUUUGUUUAUAGGAAAUAUGCUGACACAUUGAGCAAGGCAAUAAUUGAAACUCCAGGGCAUUGAUUUGGUGAUUCUUUACUCUAACUACUUUAUCAUUCCUACUUUGAAAAUGUUUCUACCCUAAAAGACACACUAGAUCUGAGUUGAAAAAAAGACAUAUGUGAACAUUGGCCUAUAUAGUCUGAAAAGUUUUGAAUAACUCUUUUUAUAUUUUUAAAUUAAAUGCCAGGUAUGUACAUAUGGCUUGAACAAAAUAAAAUGCAUAUCAGAAUAAAGUUUUCUUUGUAUAUUGGAUAACAUUCACAUUUUCUUGUGGAAUGCCAUGAUGUCAUUUGCCAUUCACAUGAGCUUUGCAGAUCAAGCACGUGCUUUUUUCUUAAGUGGAGUGUGACAUGUUCUUUGUGCCAUAACAUUAGAUUGCAAAUCACACCCUCAGGCAGGCUGCUUAAAUAUUGCUGCUUUUCCAGAGCAAGGAACCAAAAUACAUGUUUUGAUGUAAUAUGGUAUGUAAUAAAUCUGCUGGAUUACCAGAAAAACAUGU
Messenger RNA from Protopterus annectens (West African lungfish), 2920 nucleotides. Its product is annotated as prostaglandin E2 receptor EP4 subtype-like. Gene Ontology annotation, biological process: adenylate cyclase-activating G protein-coupled receptor signaling pathway; positive regulation of cytosolic calcium ion concentration; cellular response to prostaglandin E stimulus. The transcript has 2 exons. The coding region runs from base 443 to 1915 and encodes 490 amino acids. The record is from RefSeq and is a predicted model, not a curated record. Lineage: Eukaryota; Metazoa; Chordata; Ceratodontiformes; Protopteridae. Gene Ontology annotation, molecular function: prostaglandin E receptor activity. Gene Ontology annotation, cellular component: plasma membrane.